This is a messenger RNA of Psilocybe cubensis, 1944 nucleotides long. RefSeq lists its product as uncharacterized. Gene Ontology annotation, cellular component: mitochondrial inner membrane. The transcript is spliced from 8 exons. The coding region runs from base 1 to 1944 and encodes 647 amino acids. Gene Ontology annotation, molecular function: ATP binding; ATP hydrolysis activity. Lineage: Eukaryota; Fungi; Basidiomycota; Agaricomycetes; Agaricales; Agrocybaceae. Gene Ontology annotation, biological process: mitochondrial respiratory chain complex III assembly; protein insertion into mitochondrial inner membrane from matrix. The record is from RefSeq and is a predicted model, not a curated record.
AUGUCCUUCGACGUUGCCGACACCUCUGGACAGUCAUGGUUUGGCCCUGGUCAGGGUUUAACUCGCAUUUUUGGCUUUUCAUUCAUAGCAUCGCUCCUUCAAGGGAUGGGCACAAAGCUGGAAUCGAUCGGAAAUGCUGCAGGAGGAUCAAACUCGUAUUUUGGAAAUAGUAUGAAAUUGUUCUUAUUGGGAACCAUCAUUGAAAGUGGUCGGAGGUUUUUCUCAUGGGCAAUGGAAAGAUUCAAACCGUUCCAAUACUCAAUUACCGCACAUUUUUCCGAAGGUGACCCUGCCUACGACUGGAUCAUAUUGUUUCUGACUGAGGAAAAAGUGUGGACACGCUCGAGACAGUUUCAAGUCAAUGCCGCAUCUUCUCUUCGACAAUGGACGGUCAACUUGGCGUCUAACCCCAAGCCGGGUGGGCACGUCGAUGAACACGCAGAGUACGUCCCAACAUAUGACGAACCACAGCUGUUUCGAUGGAGGGGAUACUGGGCCGAAAUCAGGAGGAGUGGAUCACAAAAAAAUCAAGCAAAUUAUAAUGCUUUUAUCAUGGAUGGAAGUGGGUCUUUGGGAAAGCUGUCAUUGACGCUAUAUACUCGCGAUAUGAGCGCGUUGUCUGCAUUGGUCGAUGAUGCGCGAAAGAAAUAUAUGGCCACUAGUAGACCACAUGUCAUUGUGCAUAGCGCUGACCAGGCAAUGCUAUCUAAUCAUCGAGGCGGCGCAUGGCGCAACGCGAAACGCAAGAACCGUAGACCACUCAGUUCAAUCAUCCUGCAGGAAGGUGUUAUAAGUUCCCUUGUUAAGGACGCUCGGGAAUUUAUCAAAUCGGAGGCUUGGUACAUAAAGGCAGGUAUUCCUCAUCGAAGAGGAUAUCUUCUAUAUGGUCCCCCAGGAACAGGAAAAACAUCAACAAUAUACGCGGUCGUCAGUAGGAAUGUCGUUGAUGCGUUUUGUGAGUGUCUAACAAUAGUUUUACAGGCUGGAGAAUUGGGUCUCGAGAUAUAUUCUCUUGCGCUUUCGUCAAACAUGCUUGAUGAUGCAAUGCUGGCACGAUUGGUAUCAUCAAUACCAAAACAAGCCAUAAUCCUUAUUGAAGAUAUCGAUUGCGCAUUUCCUUCUCGCGAAGAUCAGGAGAAUGAGGAAUCGUCGAUGCGUGGUAUGAUGAUGGGAAUGAACAUGAUGGGGAUGAAUAGACGCGCUAUGAACAUGGCAAGACCCGGAUCCGCCGUGACUCUCUCGGGGCUCCUUAACGUUCUCGAUGGUGUUGGAAGUGAGGAAGGGAAACUAUUUUUUGCAACGACAAACUACGUUGAACGACUGGAUCAAGCUCUUUUACGUCCUGGACGAAUCGACGUGAAAAUUCCAUAUCAGCUUGCAACACAGGAACAAGCUGCUGCAUUGUUUGUACGCUUCUACCCAGAUGACGAGCUUACCGUGGAUGCAGGAUUAGAUAUCGAAAAGAAAUCUCUUCCUGACUUUGCGAAGCCAUUGGACAUACCUGCACUUGCAGAACGUUUUGCAUCUUUUGUUCCCCAGCAUGAAUUUUCCACAGCCGAGUUGCAGGGUUUUCUUCUGUCCUGCAAAAAUGAUCCCCUUCGUGCAGCAGAUGAAGUCGGUGCAUGGGUGGAACGAGAGAAAAAGGACAAGUUGGAGCGUUUAAAAAGAGAAGCCGAGGAGAAGGAAAAGAAGGAGGAAAAAAAGGAGGCCCAUGAGACCAAGCGUUUGCGAGGCGGGUUAGCGAGACUCGGCGUUUCUGUUGGAGGUCAAGAACCAAAAUUUGAAGCUCUGCCUUACCUCAAUUCAACGGUUACCCCUCAACAUCGUGCUAAAGUUGAUGAUAAACCUGAUGCAAAUGGAGCUGCUAUGGAUCAAUACCAUGCUGAAGCUUCCACUUCGAAAGUAUCUCAGGUGGUUGACCCUAACGGCUCGACUUUGCUGUAG